AUGGAUGGCCCCAUUGCAUCCGCCGUAAUCGUCCCAGAUGAACUCGCAGUGCCAGCCUCGCCUGUGAACGGCCAGAAGAGACGCCAGGAAUCAGUGUCAGAAGACAGCGGAAAGCGACCGAGACUCGACCAAGAUGCCCCAGUCAAUGAGCGACGUAACUCUAUCAAAGACACCAAGCCUGCCCCAGUGCGACGCGAAAAAGGCCGAGAGCGAAGACUAUUUGGCGCCGUCUUAGGUGCACUCUCACAGAACACUACUACCACAGCACAGAGACGCCGCAACGAUGUAGAGAAGCGCCAAUUGGCCCAACGCAAACAAGACGCCCAAGAGAGCGAGCAGAGGAAAGCAGAGCGUGCAGCACUGCGCAAAGAGCAGCGAUGGAGAGAGCAAAAGCACUACGAAAGGCAACUGCCUUGGGAGACUAGCCGCGAUGAAGAAGAACGCAUACAAAUCCAAAUAGCCGAAGCCGAAGACGCCAUCAAACGCGACCUGGACGAAUACGAGGCUCGCGAGCAGCCGGAUAAUCAGCGGAGGCGGGACACUUCCGAAGGAUUGAGUCGUAAUGCAGAGGGUUCCCAUACCAGUAAGAACCACAAUGCAGACGCGCCUCAAGAAACAUCCACAACCAAUGGCGGAACUAAUGGUAGCGCCACAUCACCCAAAGACCUGGACAUGAAGGACCAUAACCCCGAUGCCCCAGGGAUAGCAGAGGAGCACGCUCCCACACAUCCGCAGCAUGACAAGGUUGCAAGUAAUGAGGCUGUCGCUGACCAACCCAUGAAGGUUGAUGAUGAUGACGAAAACGGCGAAGAUGUCGUCGAAGAAGCUGCAGAAGACACCCUCAUCUACUAA
Messenger RNA from Pyrenophora tritici-repentis Pt-1C-BFP, 852 nucleotides. The record is from RefSeq and is a predicted model, not a curated record. Lineage: Eukaryota; Fungi; Ascomycota; Dothideomycetes; Pleosporales; Pleosporaceae.